Molecule: messenger RNA, 1236 nt
Organism: Lottia gigantea (owl limpet)
Lineage: Eukaryota; Metazoa; Mollusca; Gastropoda; Lottiidae
Exons: 1
Coding region: 1-1236 (411 amino acids)
Source: RefSeq, a predicted model, not a curated record
AUGGAUUUAAAAGAAGACAAUAUAAAAUACAAAGUGUUCUUUUUUAUGUUUGUGCUUUUCUCAAAUCUAUGUGAUAUUGCGGUUGAUUGGUUAUUUUAUGUGGAUUUAAAGGAACUAGAGAAAGGUUUGGUGUUCGGACCAGUCGAUUCCUCGCUCCUGUACGCCGUUGUCGCAUUUGCAAUCUUAUCAACGUUCUUGAAUAUUAUUGAAAUUAGUAUUAAAGGCUUACAGCUGUGGAAUAGUGACUUUGGUAGAGGUAUUAAUGACAUGUUGAGUUUGAUUGUAAUUUUCCUGGGAGAAAUGCCUCUAGUUAUAAUGAAUAUUAUCACUGCAGGUUGUCGAGAAGAGUCUCUGAGUAUAUUUCAACUUGCUAAAGCGUGUGUUAUCCUGUCUGGAAAUUUAAUUCGGAUUGUAUUUUUCUUUGUCACAAAUUGCAAGCAUUGCAUACAAAAGCUUGUAAAUAGGAAAUUAUUUUGUUUAUGUUUGAUAGGAUUGAUUUUAAAUUGCCUUGGAUCCAUUUCUAUUUUUAUUUUAACCCAAACACGACCGAGCUCAACACUUCUUCCACAAUUAGAAACACCCACAAAACUGUUUGCAGAAAUUGAAGAAAACCAAAAGUAUUUCGGAGGAGUUAGUAUAUAUUUUCAACAUAGCGUUUUUCAAGAUUUAGCUCCAAAUCGAGACAAUUUUAUCCGACUCGUAAGAAUAGACGACAUCAGAAAUAAAUACAAAAAGAAGAUUUUCAUUAAUUUUCAAUUUAAAGAUUCAAAACAACAACUUCAGAUGGUUCUUAGUCGAAGAGUUGAACUUGGAACAUGGGAAACUCCAGAACGUUUCGCGUUGAACAAAACGUCAAAAAUCAUUCAUGUUGUAAAUGGAAAAUCCCAAUUCAACUCUUAUGAUCAGUCUCUUACUUUUGCUUUUGAUUUUAUUCCACCAGAGGGGCUAUUUCUGAAGCAAUAUGUGUUUGGAGAAAUUGAAUAUAACGUAAUGGUAGCAGAUGGCCAAUCUUGUUCCAGAGUUUCAGUUCCAUUGUUCUACUUUCGUUCUGAAAUGAGUGAAAAAUCACACCUUGUAACAGAAAUGAACAAGACCCCACGGUUUUAUACCAAUGGUGACCUGACUGAUAUAUCUAAAGUAUGGAAAACUGGAUGGAUGGAGUGUGAUAGUACGGGAUCUUUAAAUCCCUCUUUAAACAGAACUUUGGACACUCCUUGUGUGAAUUGGACUCAUUAA